Messenger RNA from Cephus cinctus (wheat stem sawfly), 1283 nucleotides. RefSeq names its product eukaryotic translation initiation factor 3 subunit G. Gene Ontology annotation, molecular function: RNA binding. The record is from RefSeq and is a predicted model, not a curated record. The transcript is spliced from 2 exons. NCBI's taxonomy places the organism in Eukaryota, Metazoa, Arthropoda, Insecta, Hymenoptera, Cephidae. Bases 241 to 1113 code for a protein of 290 amino acids.
CAGCUACGUUUUCACUGAAGUGAUGUUAGAUGAAAAGCAUGUAUUGCGUAUUUAUAAGUAUAUAACGAAUAUUAGGUAUAUAUUCAAUGUAUUUUAACCUUCGUUCGAUCCCCGAGGAACCAGCCAAUAGUAAUUCGUUAUCGUGUAUCAGCUAUUGUUCAACGCGCUAGAUUAUAUGUAGAAAUAUAAUUUAACAUCAAGAAAAAACCCUGUUAUUACUGUGCAGUAAAAGACGUUUUUAUGCAGUUCAUUUCAAAUAAGGGAGAAGAGAAUAAAGUUGAGGGUGAUUCCCACGAGAAGCUUAAGAGCAUGGAAGACAAGGCUGUUUUUAAGUGCCGUAACUGUAAUGGAAAUUACUGGACCCCAAAAUGUCGUUACAAGCGUACCUUUGUUAUUGAUGGUAUGCAAAUUAAAGGAUGUAAGCUUAAAAGAAUAGAUGAUAAGAAUGCCAUUAAGUGUCAUAACUGUAAUGGAAAUCACUGGACCAAAAAAUGUCGUUACAAGCAUGCCAUUAUACCUGGUGGUAGGCAAGUUAAACAAUAUAAACCUAAAACGAUGGAUGACAAAGGUGUCGUUAAGUGCCGUAACUGUCACGAAGGUCAUUGGACCUCAAAAUGUCCCUACAAGGGUAGUGUUCUUGCUGGUGAUUUUUCAGGAAAAGUACUGGAUGACAUGAAACCUUUAUUAGGUCUUGCAAUGCCCAGUGCAAAUACUGAACUUGAUAAGCCUCAGGGUAGCAAAUAUGGGCCAUCCAGCAUGCGAGGCAGAGGAAAUAAACAUUGUGAUUCAAUGCAGAAGCCUCGCAAUGUCACCUAUGCAAUCCAGAUCUCAAAUUUGUCACACUACAUGACAAAUGAUGAAUUGAAAGAACUUGUCAAACCUUUUGGUCUUACUAAAAAGCUUUUUCUUGCAAAAGAUCAGAAAACCAACUUAUGCAAAGGUUUUGCUUAUGCACAUUUCAAGUUCCGAGCUGAAGCUGCCAUGGCCAUCAGCACGCUUAAUGGCUGUGGAUACGAUCAUCUUAUUCUUAAUGUUGAUUGGUCAAAGCCUCCUGCCCAAAAAAAACUAAGUUGUAAAAUGUUUUGGAAAAAUAUUGGAUUGAGGACCUCAUGAAUGAAGAUCUUGUAUAUCAAAUGUCUUUCCAUUAAUAAAAAAAAAAUAUUUCAAAUGAUGAAUUUCAAGCAUAUAAGUUCCAGGACCUAUUAUAAACUAUUAAAUGUAUAAGAUAUCGUAUAAAGAUGUAGUACUGUACACAUAAAUGAAUAAAUAACAUAAUAUACGAA